UCCAUCUCCGUUAUAAGAGACGUUGUGAUGUUAAAGUGAUGUUUGAUCUUUAGGAGACAUCGACAGAGAUGGAGCUUCUUCCUCUUCUGUGUCUCUGCCUCCUGACUCGCUCUGGAAUCACGUCUGUUCAACUAAACAGGCCAGCAGUCAUCAUAGAGGAAGGAGGGGCUGAUGUAAUCUUACCCUGUUCUCUCAGCACCAAGGAGAACAUUGAGUUUAAAAUCUUUGACUGGAGGAAAGUUGCUCAGAAAGAUGAUGGUCAGAAGAAGGUGUUCCAGUAUGACGCAGGCAUUCAUUCCAACAACGGUCUAGAUGGUCAGAGUGAGCAGUUCAAAUGUCGAGUCUCUCAUCUUCAAGAUGAACUGAAACACGGCAACGCCUCCAUAAUCAUCAGAAAUACAAAGAUAUCUGACAGUGGAGAAUACACCUGUCAUUUUCCUUGUCUUCAGCCACCUCAAAUAUUCCACAUUAAGCUUGUUAUUGAUCCUAUCUUAAAAGACAGAAGAAGGGAAAACAUCCCAGGUGAGUCCUGAUUUUAAUAACGUUACUCUCUACUUCUCACAUGUAUGUGAUCACAGGCCUGAUAUGAUUCAAAACACGUUAAAUCUGGGGAUCAUACUGUGACAUUUAUACGCCAACAUAUUUUAUUUCUUUGUAACUGUUUUUCAAGUUGAUAAUACUUCACAAGCACUAACUAAUGUUCUGUUUAGCCUGUUCUCUUAGGGCUCAUUUUGAUCAUGUAUAUUUCUGUCUCUUAAUACUGA
Messenger RNA from Sander lucioperca (pikeperch), 764 nucleotides. Its product is annotated as butyrophilin subfamily 1 member A1-like. NCBI's taxonomy places the organism in Eukaryota, Metazoa, Chordata, Actinopteri, Perciformes, Percidae. Bases 69 to 533 code for a protein of 154 amino acids. The transcript is spliced from 4 exons. The record is from RefSeq and is a predicted model, not a curated record.